This is a messenger RNA of Chanos chanos (milkfish), 1884 nucleotides long. RefSeq names its product leucine rich repeat containing 56 (gene lrrc56). Gene Ontology annotation, molecular function: protein binding. The transcript has 12 exons. The record is from RefSeq and is a predicted model, not a curated record. The coding region runs from base 1 to 1884 and encodes 627 amino acids. NCBI's taxonomy places the organism in Eukaryota, Metazoa, Chordata, Actinopteri, Gonorynchiformes, Chanidae.
AUGAGUUUUUCUCGAGAGUCAGUAAGAACAAGGCGGUCAGGCAGAGGUCGUCCAUUGAUAACAGAACUAAGUGGGUCUGACCGAAUAAAUCCAACUCCUUCAGGCUGCGAGGACACUGAUCUACAAGUUGAUCUGUAUCUUUCUCCAGAGAAGUUGAGGAGCCUAACUGGAUUUGAGGACCUACGCGAAGUUACUUCUCUUGAGAUGUCCAUUGAUACCCGGCAGAAUACCCUUGGGAACUUUGGUACCUACUUGCCCAAACUUGUACAGUUGAAAAUGAACAACAGUUUGAUUUUGUCUGUGAGGGAUCUUGGAACUACUCUCUCCCACCUGCACGUCCUAUGGCUGGCUCGUUGUGGUUUGGCUGACUUGGAUGGAAUUCCAUCUUUCUCCUCUCUAAAGGAGCUUUAUGUGGCCUAUAAUAACAUCUCAGACCUGAGCCAGGUUAGCAUGCUGGAGUGUCUGGAGCUGCUCGAUUUAGAGGGGAAUAAUGUGGACGAUCUUGUCCAGGUGCAGUUCUUGGGCCUGUGUGGUCGCCUGAGAACCCUGAACCUGGAGGGAAACCCUGUGUGCAUACGGCCCCACCCCAGUGCUACUGAGUCUGUAGAGUAUGGCUACCGAUCAUCAGUGAGAAAGCUAAUCCCACAGCUGCUGUACCUGGACGAUGUCUCUGUGGAAGAGGAGGACACACGUGUCUGCAAGACCUCAGAGAUGGAGUGGGUCCUGCUUAAAGAGUCCAUCAAGGACUGCAAUCCCUCUGAUGACUUAGAGCCCCUGGAGGAUAGAGGAGCCAACGCGUGUGGCUACUCUAGACCGUGCUCUGCCCAUUGCCUUGGCGCUGACCUCUCCUCCGCUAACCUCCCAAGUCGUCCAAGCAGCGCUGGACCCCUGUCCUCGUCAAGCUCUAGGCCGGGUUCUGCCGAAUCUGACCCAGCCUCUCUGGAUCACGAUGCCAGUGAUCUGACACAUGGGGCAGGAAAAAUUGUUUUCUGUGGAAAUCCCGUACAAGCUCUCCGUGAGCGUCGGCAGAAGUUGACGCAUAGAGCAACCAGCUCCAAUCCUAGGCCCUCUACCCAACUCAGUUAUGUUCCAGAGCACACAUAUGACAUUGAGGACUCAGGAGGUCAGGGCCGCAAUGACAUCUUUGCUGAGCUGAGAGCCUGGAGGGAGGAACACAGCCGACGACUAAUGAUGAUAGAGAAAGCUCGGCAGCCACAGAUAAUGAGCAUCAUCCACAGUGAAGGAGGAGGUGUUGACUCUGAAGAAGAGGAGGUGUCAGGACACACUCUUAGCGUCAUCACUGACAAACAGGAAGAGCGAGAAGACAAAACUGCAUGUGGUCGUCGGAUAGAAAAUGAUUCGCCUGAUUCCUCUUUCCAUUCUCCAUCGCCAGAUCUGUUGGAACGAGAGGCUGUUUCUCCUGAGAUUUCCAGACUUACUCUGUCAUCAGACCACACUCUCUCCCCAUCCCCUCCUUUGACGACUGUUUCACCCACCGGUGGCAGGAAGUUAGCAGAGAUCCGGGCACGUAGGCUCAGACUUGUUAGGCCAUGUAUCGGCACACAGAAGCCUGCAGAAAAGGUGCCUAUUGCACAAACAGGAGACCCUACCAUGGAUAGACCUGUAGAACUCUGUAACUCUUCCCCUGGCAGUCAACAACUUCAUCAGCCAAAUUCUAGUCCUUUGGUUCCUGGGUGUAGCUCACAGUGUGCAGAGGCUGCUGCUGGUUGUUGCCUGUCUGUUUGUGACCACAAGCCAGUCAUAUCUUUGAAAACACCUGGGAGGCAGACGCACACGCGUCCCCACACAGCCAGAGCGGCUCUUCAGAAGCCAGCAAACUAUCAACCACUCUUACCCAGCAGGUGGAGCUCCCACUUAGACUGA